AUGAGUGAGGGUGACUGGGAUCAGGUGACUGUACUAAGGAAGAAGCCUCCGAAGGCAUCGGCCAUGAAGACCCAACAGGCCAUCAAUGCUGCCCAAAAGCAGGGCAUUCCCAUCGAGACCAACAAGAAGUAUGCCGCGGGAACCAACAAGCACUCGGCCACGACCCUCAACACCACUAAACUGGACAGAGAGACCGAGGAGUUGCACCACCAGACGGUCACUCAGGACGUGGCGCGACUCAUCCAACAGACACGACAGGCGAAGGGCAUCACUCAGAAGGACUUGGCCACCAAGAUAUGCGAGAAGCCACAGGUCGUGAACGAGUACGAGUCCGGCAAAGCCAUCCCCAACCAGCAGGUCAUCGGCAAACUCGAGAGGGCUCUCGGGGUUAAGCUCCGCGGCAAAGACAAGGGUCAGCCGCUGGUCCCCAAACCCGCCAAGAAGUGA
Messenger RNA from Oppiella nova, 447 nucleotides. NCBI's taxonomy places the organism in Eukaryota, Metazoa, Arthropoda, Arachnida, Sarcoptiformes, Oppiidae. The record is from the annotation of a GenBank genome assembly.